AUGACGCUAACAGAGUUUGAAAGAAUAAGGCAACAGAAUAUUAAACGAAACAAGGAGUUGCUUUCGAAAUUGAAUCUUGAUUCAAUAUCUGGGGAUAUAUCUAAUGAGAUUGCAAGAUCUGCAUCAACGUCAUCGCAGCAACAGUCGCUGCUGUUGCAAAGGAAAAAAACAGUUAGAUCGUCAGGUCGAGUUAGUAAAAAAGAAAAGAAGGUAGUAGAGCCGGCUAGAAGGUCUCGGCGUCUUGCGGGGAUUAAAUCGGAAGCAGAAAAUCCUGAAGAGUAUGCGAGACACAGAGAACAAGAAGAAGCUAAGGAACGUCAGAAACGAGAAUAUGAGAACUUGAAGCGAACCAAGUUAUUUGGUGACUUCAAUUUGAUAGACUUGAUUACCGAUCGCAAGAAGGGUGAUAUGGUUUUUGAAGAUAAGGUGCGCAAUAAAGUCAAAUCUGAAAAUGAUGGCGAUGGUGAUGGUGAUAAAGACUAUGAAGAUCUCGUAAAAGAAGAAUCUGAAGUUUUGAAAUUGAUUCAAUUGGUGGGCGACAAGUUUUCAGCAGGAGACUUUUACGAAAAGAUCAAGAAACACGAAACCAACAGCAACAAAUCAAUUGAUGCCAAGAGGAAGGAAUUUGAAAGUAUGCAUAUUUAUCCAAAAUUCGAUCCAUUGGAAAUUAAGCUUACGCAUAAUCGAAUCACGUCUAUUCUGUUUCAUCCUUCCACCACGGACAGGAUUGUAGCAGCCGGGGACACAAAUGGUAAUUUGGGGAUAUGGGCCCCCGACUCUAAUUCGGAAGAUCCUACCAUUUCAAUUUUACGACCACAUGGUAGGAAUAUAUCCAAAAUAUUGACCCCUAGAAACCAGUUGCAAAAGCUCAUUUCAGCUUCUUAUGACGGUAGUGUGCGAUCUUUGGACUUGAACAAAUUGUCAACUUCGGAAGUUAUCUAUUUGAGCGAUGCACAUAACUCGGAGUUUGGAGUUAGUGAUAUCAAUUUUGUGCGAGAAGACCCGAACUUGUUGUACUUGAGCACAUUGGAGGGAAUUUUUGCCAGAUACGAUUUGAGAUCCAAGCCAAAGAGACAUGAAAAUUAUUUGAGGUUACACGAUAAGAAAAUAGGCGGGUUUGCAAUAAAUCCAAACAAUUCUUACCAGAUAGCCACUGCAUCGUUGGAUAGAACUUUAAGAAUUUGGGAUCUACGCAAAAUAGGACCACUGGUGUACUCAGAAUUUGAAAAGCAAAAGAGUCCCCACAUGUACGGAAAUUACGUGUCUCGUUUAUCCAUAUCUACAGUUGACUGGAACAUUGAAAAUCGCCUUGUGUGCAACGGUUAUGAUGAUCAAAUUUGUAUAUUCAACUACAACAAGGAGCCCAAAAUCACCAAAUGGCAAUCAGACUACUUACCUAAUUACAAACAUCCCGAAGUACAAGCAAUCGAUGAAAUUAUUCUCCCAGAUAAUCUCAAGCCGGUCAACAAAAUAAAACACAAUUGUCAAACUGGUAGAUGGGUAUCCAUCUUAAAGUCAAAGUGGCAAGAGGACCCUCAAGAUGGCAUGCAAAAAUUUAUCAUUGCAAACAUGAAAAGGGGAAUGGAUGUUUAUGACCAAGAAGGCCAUAUUUUGGCGCAUUUAAACGAUCAAAUAGGUGCUGUACCUGCUGUUUGCACGUUGCACCCUACACAAAAUUGGUCAGUUGGCGGAAGCGCAAGUGGAAAAAUAUAUUUAAUAGAAUGA
This is a messenger RNA of Lodderomyces oxycetoniae, 1725 nucleotides long. RefSeq lists its product as uncharacterized. NCBI's taxonomy places the organism in Eukaryota, Fungi, Ascomycota, Pichiomycetes, Serinales, Debaryomycetaceae. Gene Ontology annotation, molecular function: DNA binding; protein binding. Gene Ontology annotation, cellular component: nucleus. The transcript has a single exon. Bases 1 to 1725 code for a protein of 574 amino acids. The record is from RefSeq and is a predicted model, not a curated record. Gene Ontology annotation, biological process: regulation of DNA damage checkpoint.